CUGCACUAUGAGUGAAUUUGCAGACGCUCAUCUGACUAUGUAGUCAUGUUACCCGCAGGCCUGGGUACGCAUAUUGAUGUCUGAGGGCGCACGACGACCCCACCUUGGGCCCCAGACUCUGUGGAAGACGGUCAAAUCCGUGCCCAGACACCACGGUGACUUCCUCCUAUGUCAUAUUCUUCCAAGCAAGGAACCAUCUAUGCCCGCACUAUUAUUCAGACAGGGGUCACCUGGAGGUUUAAAAGCAAGACUCAUUCAUUGCUUAACAUUCAUCUCAUCAACUGCCAUCUACUAAACAACCAUGUCCGAAUCAGCAGCCGUCUCCCAGUCCGCGAACAUGUCCGACCUUCUGCCCACGAACUUCGUCGGGACCACCAUGUGCGCAGCGCAGAGCGACGAUGGGAAAUUCCGCGUCUACUUUCAAAACAAGGACUAUCAGAUCUAUGAGAUGUCGUUGAACGACCCAAAGAGCACGACCUAUACGCUGCUCAAACUCACCAAUAGCAACAUGCCUGCUGCCCGUAUCAACACGCCCAUCGCAGCUGUGGCGUGUAACAACUUGCAAGAGAUCCGCGUUUAUUACAUCACUGUGGACAGUCGUGUGCAGGAGAUUUGCCACACCCAGCGCCACGGCUGGCAGAAAUGCGAGACCCUUGGCACUGCGGUUGAGAACAGCACUUGCUUGUAUGCUCAAGACCGAUCCAGCCGCGACACCAGUGCUAGUGAUCAUAAUAAGGGCAUGCUCAGGGUCGGGUUUCAGUCUGCGGCUGCUCCCCAGACAAUCACAGAAGCUUAUCGCAUGAACGACGAGUGGAAGAUUCGUGUACUCUAACUUGGGAGAGAAUGUUAGUGUACUUUGCUCACAUGCCAAGAAAGUGAUGGGGUUGCAGGAUUUAGCAGUGCCAAAAUGUUGUAUGUACUAUAUGUGAACUUGCCGCAAUGUUACUAGUCUCAAAGAUGAACGUUAUAGCUAUAUCUUAGCCCACCACCAACA
Molecule: messenger RNA, 994 nt
Organism: Suillus clintonianus
Lineage: Eukaryota; Fungi; Basidiomycota; Agaricomycetes; Boletales; Suillaceae
Exons: 3
Coding region: 302-832 (176 amino acids)
Source: RefSeq, a predicted model, not a curated record